Molecule: messenger RNA, 558 nt
Organism: Dreissena polymorpha
Lineage: Eukaryota; Metazoa; Mollusca; Bivalvia; Myida; Dreissenidae
Product: collagen alpha-1(XXVII) chain-like
Exons: 1
Coding region: 1-558 (185 amino acids)
Source: RefSeq, a predicted model, not a curated record
AUGUUUGCUUAUAUAAAGUCGUUUGCAGUUGCGAAAUUCAACAACGCGAACUUAUACGAUCACGACCGAAUCAAAACAACUUUGCGAUAUGUUGACCACGGCCUAAACAACCCAACAUUGCGAUAUGGUGACCGCGGCCUGAAUAAUCCAACAGUGCAAUAUGGUGACCACGGCCUAAACAACCCAACAGUGCGAUAUGGUGACCGUGGUCUGAAUAAACCAACAGUGCGUUAUGGUUACCACGGCCUAAACAACCCAACAGUGCGAUAUGGUGACCGUGGCCUAAAUAAACCAACAGUGCGUUAUGGUGACCACGGCCUAAACAACCCAACAGUGCGAUAUGGUGACCACGGCCUGAAUAAUCCAACAGUGCGAUAUGGUGACCACGGCCUAAACAACCCAACAGUGCGAUAUGGUGACCACGGCCUAAACAACCCAACAGUGCGAUACGGUGACCGCGGCCAAAACAACCCGACAGUGCGAAAUGGUGACCACGGCAAAAAACAACCCAACAGUGCAAAUGGUGACCGCGGCCAAAACUACCAAAUAUUGCGGUAG